GGCUCUGUCCUUAAGUAGCGACGCGAUUAUCGAGCGAUACGACUCGGCGGCUAAAUAUUCGAGGGCUGUAUGUAGUGAGGGAAGAAGAGUGGGGCACGACGCUGAGUGGUACGGCCCUGACGCCGGGUCCCGUAGCGGUGGGCAUGCCUGCGGAAGAUGGAAGGCGCACGAACCGAAUGGUGUAGUUGCCUUUAACCGGCCUUAAUGUGAAGAUCGGAUCGCCGCCGAUCAGCGUACGCGUGCACAAGAAAGAGAGUUAGAGCCACCGGCUUAUCGUACGGAUCGCGCCGAGAAUGAAAUUCUCUCUUUGCCUGGUAGAAUAUAGCAGCAGAAGUAGUAGUAGCAGUAUCUCGUCGUACGACAGUCUCGACAAUAAAAGAAAACGGCUGGAACGUUUAUGGCCAAACGGCAGUAGUACCGGCGGCUGUUUCGCCUGAACGGAUUUACUCUUCGUGCACGCAUUUUCCACGCGUUUACCUGGACGGUGAAACGGAAAGAAGCUGCGCCGUUUUUCUUUAUUUUUUUUCUUUCAUUUCGGUUUUUGCUCAGUGCCGCGUAACAUCUCGUCUUCGCGUGGCUUGUCCUCUUAUUCGAGACCAGCCAAUCUCGGAAUCUAUAGACACGCCUUGCAGAAGAAAAAGAGGCGGGACGCGCCUUAAUUCGUUCUAUUGGUUUCGUUUCUAGCGCGAGAUUCGAACUCGCGCCAAAGUGUGUUCCACAGUGGAUACUAUCUCUCUUUUGGGUUACAACGCUAAGUGGCCGACAGGCGAAAUGCCGGUGCCAGUUUGGGAUUGCUCUGAUCUAGGCCUGUUGGACGAGUCUAGCCCUUUGGAUACCACGACAGUGGUAUCCGACGACAUAUGGAAGAAAUUCGAUUUUGACUUCUCGCUGGACCGAUUGGACGCCGUCCAUACAGAUGUAUAUCACGAGCGCACAUUCGACGAUGGCGUUCUACCAGAUUUGCUCUACGGCAAAAUGAGCUGCCUUGCGUCACGAAAGAUACGUCAUCAUGAUUGCAUGUGGGCUGGGCUGUGCAUCAGUAAAGAGCAUAACAGGACGUUGCCCGCGAAGAAAAACUCACAGAUGCAGAAAAAGGUGCCGGCCGGUCGUAGUGUAUUGAUAUCGCGGGCAGGCAUAACUCAUAUAGGAAAUUCUUUGGUCAAUCAGCAACAGUGCCGUACAAGAAAUCUGGAGAGUGACGGAGAUUCAACUAGACCGGAAACACCAAGCUCGAGCUCCGACACGGAGACAGAAGACGAAGGCCCGUUCUUCAGACACGAUCAGAUCAAUAUACACGAGAAAUUGUCCGAGUGCAUGUCAGACGCGGUUACAAAAGCUGUUCCAGUGAGCGAGGUCACUGGCCAACUGGUCAGGUUCCAUGACAGGAGGAAAGAGGAGGAGGAAAAUCAGUGUCAAGUGCAUAGAGAGACCAAUAUCAGGAACACUCUAAGCGACCAUUGCUAUCAUCUGAAUCAGCCUAUCGGGAAGAACCUGGAACAUCUUGGUGUACAGACACCUUCUGAUUCUGCUAAUUUUGGACGUGUUUCGCUCGCCAAGUGGGAUAGGUUGGGAGCGGAUAGAAGAGAUGUUUCGUAUGACGUUCGUGCCAGCUAUGUGUGUAUGCGAGAAGAGGAAGAGAUCGACGUGGUGACCUUCGAGAAACCAUGCAGACCGGCAGCAUUACCAACGUACCCGAGCCUGGCCGACCAACAGCACUUCCAAUUAACGGUGAACACAGCGUUCAAAGAGAAAGCUCCUGGAACCAGACCACGUGGUCGACCUCCCUCGAAUCCAGCUCGGAAAAGGACCGCUCAAUCGGAGCCGAAGCCGGCGAAACGAGCCCGCCACAGGACAUACCAGAGGAGAACCAAGGUAGGGCGAUGCAUAUCGUCACCCAAGAGCGUGUCGAGAAGUUCCUCUGACGACGAGCUGGACACCGAGAAGAGGAGUCUGCACAAUAACAUGGAACGCCAGAGGCGGAUAGAGCUGCGAAACGCGUUCGAGGAUCUGCGUAUCCUCGUGCCAGCUGUCGAGAAGAAGGAGAAGGCGCCGAAAGUCGCGAUCUUGAGACAAGCGGCUGUGUACUGUGAUACGUUGAACGAGAUGAACCAGAUCUCGAUGGCCCAGGUGGCGGAUCUGAGGCGGCGACAAGAGAGGCUUCGAACGAGGCUCAGUGUUCUAAGGAGGAGUCUCGCCAUGACGCGCUGAGGGAGAGACUCGGGAGAAUCGUGUCAGAUUCAGCCCACGAACACGCGAAGAACACAAGCACUUGCUCGAAACGUACGAGUCGAAUUUGUUGUUACUCCCUCGGAGAGAAGAGAAGAGAUGGAUGGAUGGACGGACGAGCGACAAAUCUCUACUCGACGUUUCGAGACCAUAGAGACGAUUUUUUUCAAACACGCCUGCAUGCGAACGAGGAAGACUGCCUGACCUGUAUAAUUUGACUCUGACACUUAUAUCUGCCUUCGGUCGCACAGCAUGGGGGAAAGAAACGCUUCG
This is a messenger RNA of Apis dorsata (giant honeybee), 2499 nucleotides long. It is a transcript of the gene Myc, whose product is annotated as protein L-Myc-1b. The record is from RefSeq and is a predicted model, not a curated record. Gene Ontology annotation, molecular function: DNA-binding transcription factor activity, RNA polymerase II-specific; protein dimerization activity; RNA polymerase II cis-regulatory region sequence-specific DNA binding. Bases 772 to 2208 code for a protein of 478 amino acids. The transcript has 4 exons. Gene Ontology annotation, biological process: regulation of transcription by RNA polymerase II. Lineage: Eukaryota; Metazoa; Arthropoda; Insecta; Hymenoptera; Apidae.